This is a messenger RNA of Tetrahymena thermophila SB210, 2049 nucleotides long. RefSeq names its product AMP-binding enzyme family protein. NCBI's taxonomy places the organism in Eukaryota, Ciliophora, Oligohymenophorea, Hymenostomatida, Tetrahymenidae. The record is from RefSeq and is a predicted model, not a curated record. The transcript has 3 exons.
AUGUUUCUACUGAAUUUAGAUUAAUUCUCUUCUGAGUUUUUCUUUACUCUUAGUAAUUAAAAAUAUAUGAAAAAUACCUUAUAAGGAGCGAUACUUACGUUAUUUGUUGUUUUCAUCUCUCUUUAUUACUUUAUUUACUUACUUAAUUUGUAUGUAAAUAAUUAAAUUAGCCCAAAAUUUAGAUCUUAAACCUUCAUAAUCAAUGAAAAAUAACAAAUUGAGUUUUCUAGUGAUCUUGUUGGAUUUGUAUUUUAGUAUAACUAAACUAUAACUAUCGAUGAGUUACAAGCAAAAUAAAAUUUAACAUACCUAGUAUAUAUUCCAUAAUUUUACUAUAGCGAUGGUCUUAAUAAUAUUACUUAUGAUUUAAAUCUUGAUGUAAUACCAUGCACUGAUCCUUCACUCAAAGGAUUAAAUUGCAUAGAUUUCUCAAAAAUAAACAACUUCACUUUAGAAUUAGAUAUUAGUAAUCAAAUUUACUCAUCUUUAUAAAUUAAUGUUUACGGGUGUUUAGAUGUGGAUACUGUAAAAACUACCAUUCCUUCUAACUGCGCUUCAUAAGCUGAAAUAGAUAAAGUUAUUAAUGGUAUAUAUUCUUAAUUUUAUCUAAAGAUGAAGACACAAUAAUAUAACACAACUUCAGAAUAAAUUUAAACUAAUUAUAGAAAUAUCUAUAGUUAUGUAUUUUCAUCUUAGUUUAUUGUUAAUACUUUGAAGACAUAGAGAUAGGAGACUUAAGUAAGCUAAGGGUUGAUUUUUUAAUAAAAAUAAAUCUAUUCUUCUCCUUAUUAAUAUAAUUAACUAAUUUAAAGCUUUGAUAGAAAAUAAUCUUUGCAAAUGGGGCUAGGACCGUAUAUCUAAGAAAAUAUCAUGAUGGAUGAACUAUUGCAAUAAUUUUAAAUUUAAUAUGCUUCAAUUGCAGAUAUUCUAGCUUUAACAAAUAGCAUCACUUUUAUUAUAAUUUUUUCAAGAAUGAUUGGAAGAUUCUGCUCAAAAAGAUUAAUUUAAGAAGACAUUUUUAUGCUUAUUUUCAGAAAUUUAUUUUUGAAUAAAACCUUUUAAAUUUUAAGGCAUAACAAAUUUAUUGAGGAAAAAAAUGAUUUAUCAUUUUAAUUUUUGAAUGAAAAAUAAGAAUUAAUUGAUGAUUUUACAGAAUAAGCAUCUCCAAUAAAUAAAAAUAUUCCAGCUUUUGAAACUAAGUUUAGAGAUUAUGUGGAGAAACAAUAGGUUUUAACGAUUAAUUCAGAAAAAGAAAAUUUAACCUUUUUGGAAGAAGAAGAAAUUAAAAAAUAAUAAAGCGAAGAAGCAUCAAAUACUCAAAUAAUAAAACUAAAUAGGCGAAAAAACAUUUAGAGUGGUUUAGAUUUUAAUGACAAAUUAUUUUUUUAAAGCCAAGACUUUUCUCCAACAAAAUAAACAAGCAUAUGCAUUUUUAAUAAUAAAUAUUCAUUUUAAUCUUAGUCAAAAUUUAAUAAUUCAAAUCAAAAUUCUCUUAAAUUAUCGACUGAAAAUGAAAAAAAAUAAACAGAAAAUAUUUUUUUAAAUAAAAAAAUCAUGGAAGAUAUAAUUUCUUCAAAGUUGAAAGUAGUACAUAGUAAUAAAUUAAGGCAUGCUAUUUACAAUUUAAUAUUUAAAUUCAAAUUCUUUAAGUCUAAAGCUUUCCUUUUGCAUAAAGGCAUUGAUCAUAAGUAACUAAUAUAAAUAGACUAAGAAGCUAAAAGGAGCUAAAAUAUCUAUUAACUUUAUGAAGAUGUAAUCUUCUUGAAAAAAGCUGUUUCAAUGCUUCUAAGCUAAGAAUAAUUAGCUGCAAUCAAACUUAUAAGCCUCACUGAUAAUUAUUUUAAUCUAGAUUUAAAAAGAGAAAAUUUAAUAGAAUAAUAUAAAAGUAUGGAAAAUAAGUUAAAUUAUUUCGAAAAACAAUUUAUAAUGUUUCAGUCUGAACAACUAUAAUCAGAAUACAUUCAAUAAUUUUUUAUGAACUAUUAAAAUCUCAGAAUAAAAAAUGAAGUUGAUAAAAGAAUAAUUUCAAGUAUUACAAAUAUUAAAUGA